UGCGCCCUUCAGAAAAUGUGGGCAAACUGUGCGAAACAAAUUGCGUGUUUUAUGCGUCCAUGAGGUGAAUAUUUGAAAAUGAAUGAUGAACUUGUAUUAGAGAGAGUAAAGGUUGAUUGCCAUGGAGGUAUAUCAGGAAAGGUACGGACAGAUGAUGAUGCCUAUGAUACACUGCUGGCAGAAAUGCAGGAACACUUUACCAAUGACCAGGUGGUGUCUGUCAUGUCCUACAAUCCUAGAGUUGGUGAAUUAUGUGCAGGUAUACUAAAAAACCAUUGGUACAGAGUGAAAGUAAUCAGUAAGCUGAGUGGAGGCAGACAUGGUUAUAUAGUUGCGUGCUGUUUUGUGGAUGAAGGACUAGAAAGUACCAUUCCAAUAUCAGGGUUGAAACACCUACCUCCCAAGUAUUGUGAACUGCCAUUCCAAGUGAAGAAUGUUCAUCUGCAUGAUAUUCAACCUUACUCCAUGAAGAUUUCACCAGAAGAUUUAAGUGUUUACCAGGGACCAAAGAGAUUCUGGGACGAGGCAGCAGUAAAGUAUAUCAGUGACAACAUUGAAGCUGCUACAGAGGUUAGAUGCAGCGUUAUGGAGACAUAUUUAGACGGCACUCUGUCUGUACGAAUGUUCCUUGGAACACGACGUGGCGGCCUCAUCUGCUUAAAUGAAUUACUUGUGACAGAAAAUUAUGCUACAUGGACUGAUAGACAAGAAGAAAAGCAAAGCGUCGGCCCCCAGACAGCUGAAAGUCUUACUGCAGAUAUUCAGAGAGUGUUCCGAAAGAGACAAAAUUCAAAUAGACAGAUAACCAAUGAAAUGACACGUAAAUCAGAUACUGAAUAUGCAAGUACAACAUCUUUUCCUGAUGAGAGAGGGGAUUUUAGCGACAGAUUAAGUGACUAUCAUGACCGGUUCAGCGAAUAUAACGACCGGUACAGUGAUUAUAAUGAUAAUCAGGGUAUAUCUGCAAUCUCCCAUAGAAGGUUUCAUCGUACACCUAAAAAAACAUUGACUGAUUUGGACCAAGAAAGUGACCUUAAAAGGAUAGGAUUAAGCAAGAGUCGGAAUGGUUUAAACGGUUUCUCCAACACACAUGUGGAUAUUGAUAGCCAGACAGAUGAUUCUGAGAAACAAGUUCAGGGACAGAAUCUUGGAUCAUUUGGUAGAGGUCUGUUAUAUAAUUCAGUACACGACCCAGGCAUACACAGUGACAAUACCUCAGAUAGGCAAAGAAUGAGAGGGGUAAGGGGAAGCUACUCCUCUGGUGAUGAAAAUGUCAGAAAAGAAAUUGAACGCAGACGACAAAUUAUAUUGAAUCAGCAUUAUGGACUUACAUUAGCAGAUGACAGUUUAUUGAAUGAUCAAAUCAAUCAGUCGAAGGAAGGAAUGAAAUCUCCGGAAAUUAUGAAUAGCAUAAACAAAAAUGGAUGUACUUUAGUUAAAGGCAGAGGCAUUCCAUCUCCUUCCUAUGGGAGAGGUGCUAUGUUGACCUCUGACCUAGGAGGAAAGUUGAAAUCGCAGCGAAGUGCCAGCAUGUGUUCAGAUACCUCGUCAAAUGAUGGUGCUCCUAGAGGAAGGGGUGCUAUUCUCUUAACUCAUAUUUCUAGUCAACAAUCUAUGCAAUCAGACAGAAUAAGUCCGAGUGAAACAAGGGAUGUUAGUGAUAAUGAAAGUAUUCAGGGAGUCAGAUCUCGUGUAGAGUCCUUGUCAAGUAAGAUAAGAUCUGUAAGUGAGAUUGAUUCAUGCACCGAAAGUGACAGAGAUUCGUUAUCGAGGAAUGAAAGAAGGCGACAAGCAAAACUGAGUUCUGCUAAUACAAACCCUUACAGUGACUCAAACAAUAGUGCAAUUCAUAGUAGUAGUAGAAAUUUAUCGCAAAUAAGUAGGAAUAAUGCAAGCGAGGUAUCAAAGUCAUUAAAAAAUCACGCAUCUAAAACUUCUAGUUUGCAAACUAGCAGGGGAGGUAACCCAUGUGAUAUGUCAUCAGGUAAUGAAUCUUCAGCAACAGAAGUUAGCAUUGUUGCAGCAUCAUUGAGAGGUCAGGGCGAGUUCAAGAGAGGUCGUCUUCCGAGAGAUGCAGGCUCAAAUUUAAAUCCGAGUAGAAGGUCAGACAGUGAUGUUACCUCAACAAGACUCCAGCAGCAGAUGCCUUCAUGCAUAAGUCCUGUCAACCAGUCUCAACACAAGUGUCCUAGAACCAUAGACUCGACUGAUUCUCAUCAUAUUCUCCAAACCCAAUCCACAAACUUGACUGGAUCCAGAUCAAAUGUAGACAACCAGUCACAUAUUAGACAAUCUAUUUCUUCAGAUUUGACUGGUUCGCGAUCAAGUUUGAUUAACCAAUUAGAAACAAGACAGACUGUAUCCAGUGAUCAGACUGGUUCUGUAAAUACCAGUAAUGAUCAAAAGAAAACCAGUCCAAAUAAAUUACAAAUGUUUCUGUCAAGUGUGUCUGGUGAAAAUAGCCAAAAGCAGACGACAGAUAGACUGAUGAAUAAUUUGUCAUUGAAAGAAUCAAAACCUGCUGUAAUUGAUAGUGCCAUGGUUACAAAAAGAUUUGAAGACAAUUCUGUACAUACUGCUGCCUUUACCGAGGCCAGAUCUAAAAUGAUUGGUGAGAUGGCAGGAAAAAGAAUUUUAACAAAUCUAACUCAAGGUUCUACAAGAAGUACAACAAGAACAACUUCACAGGAAUCUGGAUUUGUGACAAUGUGUCAUGAAGUUUUGGUACACGGCAGCCGUCCACCAAGGCCAGUAUAUAAACUGAAGUCUGCUAGAUUCACAGAACAUGUGGAAAUGGCGUUCAGUGCAAGGCGAUAUCCCGAUUUAAAACUUUCUCAGGCGUAUUCCUGGCCAGCGAUUACCCGCGGUCAUCAUGUGAUAACAGUGUCUCCACCUGGUGGCGGGAAAACAUUAGCAUAUUUGUGUCCACUGAUCUCAGCCCUGUCUGAUGCCAAAGUCUACCAUCAGGUUGAUAGGAAUGGGAAAGGGGUAAGCAAUUGA
Ruditapes philippinarum (Manila clam) is the source of this 3000-nucleotide messenger RNA. RefSeq lists its product as uncharacterized. Lineage: Eukaryota; Metazoa; Mollusca; Bivalvia; Venerida; Veneridae. Gene Ontology annotation, biological process: transposable element silencing; germ-line stem cell division. The record is from RefSeq and is a predicted model, not a curated record. The transcript is spliced from 15 exons. Bases 79 to 3000 code for a protein of 973 amino acids.